AAUCACCUCUGGGUUUUUUAUUUUUUCUUAAACAAACCAAAAACCACUGAAAAUUUGGGGGAAAAAAAAUGUUUUUUCUUAGUUUUUGUUAUAAAAUUUUGUAAAUAAGUGAUUUUUCUCCUUCACUGAUGUGCGCUAAUGAGGCUGCAGUGAUGGGCACUGAUAGGUGGCACUUAUGGACACUAAUGAGGAGGCACUGAUGGGCACUGAUAUGUGGCAUUGAUGUGGCACUGAUGGGCACUGGCAGG
Molecule: messenger RNA, 248 nt
Organism: Staurois parvus
Lineage: Eukaryota; Metazoa; Chordata; Amphibia; Anura; Ranidae
Source: the annotation of a GenBank genome assembly